AACUAGUAGUGAUUCAGCAAUUAGAUUGGUUGGGUAUCGUAAAUUCGUGGGGUCGACUUGCAGGACAGAUGUCUUACCUACCUACUAUUUCCUAUUGUGGCUACGUCAGUUGCAAUUCGCCCUGGUGCCGACACCUGAAGGGAGAACGCCUCCAGAUCAGCGUUUGACAAAGGAACCCCGCCAACAUCAUCACGCACUACGCAAUAAAAGAUGGGAUUGAACCCGCCUACAUCGGAACUCCUCAAUCACACUCACGCAACCCAUCGUGACAUCUAUCCGUCUGACUCGCAUACUCCAUUAACCCAAUUCCCCUGACCCAAAUCUCCAACGGCCAAAAUGCCCUACUUCUCCCGAAAUCCCUCCUUCAACCUCUUCUACCUAGACGAAGGCCCCCGUACGGCAUCCCACACAGUCCUCCUCAUCACAGGUCUCUCGUGCGAAAUGCACGACUGGUCCUGGCAGGUCCCCUUCCUCCUAUACCAUAACCUCCGCGUAAUCUCCAUUGACAGCCGCGGGCAGGGCAAAUCCUCCGCCCCGGCGCCGGACCCCAAAAUCCGCACCUGGCCCGGCGUCGAGAAAUCCGCCGACGCGGAGGUGAUAGACUACUACCCACAAUCCACAGCCGAAGACAUGCUCGCCAUGCUAUCACACCUAGGCAUCACCAAGAACCUCAUCGUCAUCUCGCAUUCCCUAGGUGAAGCGGCAGGGUACUACAUCGCCACCACUCGUCCGGACCUCGUGAUAGCAUCCAUCGGUGUAGACCCAAUUCACGCCUUCCCCAACGUCGUCCGCGAACGCGACACCUACCUCUUCGACGAUCCCGAAGCCCAGCACAAGAUCAUCCCGACUCUCAUCGAAUUCUUCGGCACAUACUGCUACUCCCCGGAAUGUCCAGCCUGGCAAAAGACGUGGCACCUCCGCCGCAUGGCACAGUUCGACAAGGCCGUCAUGUACGCCCUGUGCUGGGGCGGCUGGGGAGACGCGGAGAGCCUGGGCAGGCAAGAGAACGCAGUCAAGGCCUUUGCGGGAAAGCUCAAGUGCCCACGCCUAACACUGGGUUCGAACGAUUGGUAUGUUAGUACUGAUCGUGAUCAUCUGCCGAAGGGCGAUGAGGCGCUGGAUGAGAUUGUGGUGAUCGAGGGCAAGGGCCACUGGUUUCACCAGCUCGAGAGCGAGGAGUUUAAUGGGCAUUUAGAGAGGUGGUUUCAAAAGAUCGGCGUGCUGCCGGCGAUAGAAGCUGGCGCGGCGUCAUGAGUGCAAGGUCGUGUUCCAGCUUUCUAGUCAAGUGUGUUGGGUGGUUUGGAAGGGGCUCAGGUUCAAGUGCCGGCAGCACUCAUAGUGUACGGACUGUCGGCCGCGACGCGGACGGUAAAGGGUCCUUCACGGGAUGGUAUGGAACGCACCGUGACGGGGCUGUGAGAGGGGACUGCCGGCCCCAUUCUCGGCCCUGCUUCUGAUAACCUUAAACAACCUUGGUCUCGCCUUGAACACAGGCACAAACACAAUAAAGGGGUUCAGUUCCUCACGAGUCUGUGUCGCGCAUCCUGGAAUGUAGUUGACUAGUUGGUCUGCAAAUGAGUCGAACUCCCAUCCAUCGAGUUAUCCGGCAAUUGGGGUCUCGAACAUACAUGACUUGGAGUGGAAGUGAUAUCUGAUUAGCCCUGCCGACCGAAGCGGCGUUAGGGUUUCAUGGGAUGGUAGUCGAGUCCGUCGCCGAUGGAGGAUGGGGCCAGUAGCCGGCGCUGAAAACUGGUGACGGACUACUUGACAUCGGAAGCGCGAUAGAGUUGGGCGUGUAAGAGCCGCUCAUCGUGGGCAUCGCCGAGGUCCCACAGUUCCGGCCAGCAUUGCCGUCAAACGCCGGCACGCACUCACUGUCGCGGCGUCAAACAGCGGCAAAGGCGGGGAUGGAUCAUGGAGGAGGACUAGGCGGGCUUUCCAAUGUGAGUGAGGUGGCUGGAGCGUUGGCUGCGUUGUGUGUGUGAACGGACGACUGGGCAGCAAAACGGCAACCCGCCGGCGGCGGUGCAGUGGCCGUGAGAAUGCCGUCCGUCCAAUUGGAUGUGUCAUGUCGCAUGAAUAACUUGCCGACUAAGUCCGUCGGCGAUGAGGUCGGCCUGUGGCGGCCUUGUCUAGGAUCCCGUCGCAAACUCUGGACGAGUCUGCUGCCGUCCCUCUCCAUGGUUGCGUUGCGAGGAUCCGAGCUCUUCGCUUCUUGUGAUGUGCGUGCCGUCAAGGUCGAGGAAAGUUGGGGAAAUUCGUCUGUGCUGCUCCAUCCACGGGGAGAUCAUACUCAUGGGUAAGGGCGGAAGAAGAUGAGGGGUUUGACAUCAGACCCAAGCUCCUUUUCUGCUCUCUCACCCCUCUCGGAAUCCCAACGCAACGGCUCCCCCACCAUAGCUAUGAGGAAUCUUUGACGUCAGACUCUAUAGCUCAAAGCAGAGGUCCAGUAACGGCAUCGAUCGGAA
This is a messenger RNA of Colletotrichum scovillei, 2468 nucleotides long. RefSeq names its product alpha/beta hydrolase fold. Gene Ontology annotation, molecular function: hydrolase activity. The transcript has a single exon. Lineage: Eukaryota; Fungi; Ascomycota; Sordariomycetes; Glomerellales; Glomerellaceae. The record is from RefSeq and is a predicted model, not a curated record. Bases 337 to 1254 code for a protein of 305 amino acids.